Messenger RNA from Protopolystoma xenopodis, 723 nucleotides. Lineage: Eukaryota; Metazoa; Platyhelminthes; Monogenea; Polystomatidea; Polystomatidae. The record is from the annotation of a GenBank genome assembly.
AUGCCGCAAGCCUGUCCCAGUCACAUGGCAACCAGACUUGAUCCGGAGGUUGAGCUACAGCAGUCGGUGCUUUUCACGCCGACAGUAACGAAACAGCUGCCAUCGCCUCAAUCUCGACUCCGGUCGCCGACGUCGAACAUUCGAGCCCUCGACUCGGUUCAUCUUCAGCCUCGACAGACAGGCUUUGUCUCCCCCCCUUGUCAACUGGCCCAAUUCGGCGUUGCCGAGGGCCGGUCGUCAACGCGUCUGCCUGUGGCUGAGGAGAGGCAGGAGGAGAGGCAGGCGGAGGCAGAGGAGAAUUGUGCGGAUCCUGAGAGUCCGCGAGGCGGAAACUUUCCCGCCAUGAAGGAGAAUGAUGCGAAAUGCAGACAGACCAAGUUGGUACAGGUUCGAUUCCAACUGCCACACGAAACACCGGCUCGAGGAGAGAGCAGCGAAAACGGCCAACUUCAACCUUCACUCGAUCCGAAGACGCACAAUCUGUCCGAUCUCUCCAGUUUGCUCAACCUGUUGUUGCACUGUCCUCACGGCCGGCCCGCCACAUCGACGAUGACCCGCGAGAUCGCCUCUGCCCGGCAACCGUGUCAACUAUUUGGUGUUUCUGAGGCCGGCCAGUCGAGGUUGGAAGACGAUUGGGACGAGAAGAGGUGGUCGUCAACUCGUCAAAUGGACAUCGUCCGAACGGCAAAUGCGAAGGGGGCAACAGCGGAGUUUGGAUUGUAG